Messenger RNA from Marasmius oreades (fairy-ring Marasmius), 537 nucleotides. RefSeq lists its product as uncharacterized. The coding region runs from base 1 to 537 and encodes 178 amino acids. Lineage: Eukaryota; Fungi; Basidiomycota; Agaricomycetes; Agaricales; Marasmiaceae. The transcript has 10 exons. The record is from RefSeq and is a predicted model, not a curated record.
AUGCUUCGUGUUUCCGCCUUAUACCAGGAUCUCAAAUACAUGAGCCACUUUUUGAUCACUCUAUUUCUUUGUGAAUUGGCCGCUUGGGUCACUCUAUCCAUGAUCAUAUCGUCAAGGACUAUCGAGACCACUGGGGGGGCUUUGUUUUCGGGAUGUUUAUUCGAUGCGGAAGGUUGGGUCUGGCCUGCUUGGGUACCUCCCGUCAUUGUUGAAAGUAAGCGACUCGUCUAUUGCUUUGCAUUCCUCCACACUCAAGGUCACCACGUCAGGUAUCCUGGUGGCUCUUAUCACUUUCAGGUUAUUUCGAUUCGACAGGUCAAACGGAAUCAUGCGGAUGCUCGCAAGAGAUUCGAUCCUCUAUUUCAUCAUUAUAUUUUCUCUACUUUUGGCGAAUCUUCUCAUUUUCCUGUUUGGACAAGAUUUCCUGGGUGGGCUGUUGAUUGUUCCGGCGUCAGCAAUUUCUUGCGUAGCUGCGUCCCGGAUGAUGAUCAACAUCAAGACGUACGACCCUCUCGAAAGCCUACCAAGCCACCUUGA